GAAUCUAGGUUGUGAUAAGCAGAAGCAACUGUUCUGUGUCAAUAGUGAGGGCUAUAAUUCUCAACAAAUGUGGUUCUAUUUCAAUAAACAACAUGAAAACCUAGUAGUAUGCCAGAAAAUCAGUCUAAAAAAAUCCAUAGGUAUCAUUUUACAAAUUAAGCCCCUAAACGUGAGUUUGUGAUGACUUGGCGCGUUGAUUUACCAAACUUAGGUGUGAAAGCAGGACCGUUUUUGGGAGUUUGACGCCCUUCAAGAGCCGAAAGGAUGAUUUUGAUAUUGCAGCUUCUUGUUUUAUUUAUUUCAGAAGUUUCAAAUACCGAUGGAGAAUCUGACACACUUAAAAACCUCGCUCAGACACGCAGUUUCAUAGACAAAUCCCUACUAAUCAAGUACAUUCUAGACAACCAUAGGCACAUCUACAUCGAGGCCCCUCCUGGUUUCGGCAAAACCACUAACCUUCAAUUGGUUCAGGAUUUCUUCACCAUGGAGAUCGACUCCUAUGGAUACGCCAUCAAAGCGGCAAAGCUCUUGAAAACCGACAAAAUCUUUCAGGACGUUCUGCAGAAGUAUAGAGAGCGUCACGGAAACACCUCCAGAGAACGCACAGCUUCCGAAAACGACACAAAAGGUGAAUCCGCCCCUAUGAAUAUCACGAAACCUGUCAAUGCUAUCGCAGACCACCUGAAGAACUACGUGACCUUUUCGAAGCCGCGCUUGAAAAUACUGGAGGAAUGGCCGGAGCUUUUCGAGUCCCAGUUUGCUCGGUACCCUGUCCUCAUGGUAGACUUCGGAAUUCUAUCGACAGAUUCUUAUCAGGACUACGAAAGCUCUUUUACGAUUAUGGUUUCGCGACUCUUUGAACAAUUUAACUACCUAUUAUUGAGCAAGAGGCUAACCAAGCUUACCAAGGAUGAAUUUUUACUCUUCCGGGAUGGUUAUAAAGAACUUAGUAUAGGUGAGGUUGCGCUCGGGGGAGAAAAGCUGGUCCAUCAAUUGUCUUAUCAUCAUCAGCAAAAAGCGAUAGUUUUAGUCGACAAUUUUGACUUACCAAUUCGUAAGGCUCUUUUUGCUCAACAUCUUGACGAAGAAAGUUUUACGAGGAUUGUGGAGAAUGUGUGUCGAUUUGUCAAGUUGCUUGUAAAAAGCGAGGAUGUUUUCCGGACCAUAGUGACGGGCAGUCUCAGAAUCGACAUCACAGAUGGAUUGAUGCACCUUCCCGUCUUCGAGGAUGAAUUUUUGCAUCAGUAUUACGGCCUGACAGAAGAUGAUGUAUAUGAGCUUGCUCGGCGUUUCAACAAAGAAAAACACAUUGCCGAGGUCAGAACUUGGUACGGUGGUUACAGAUCAGAGCGUAAGGGUCAUAAUAUCUACAACACACGCUCAACGUUGAGCUACUUUGAAACGGGUCAACUUAAACCGUACCGAAAUGAGUCCAUACAUUUUAAAACUAUGAAAAACCUCUUAAAGUUUGAGAGGUUGGGCCGUGAAAUAGAGGAUGCCUUCGAUAAUAAGACACGACUCCUCAUCCGGCAAAAGAUCCCGCUGAGGGCUCUUGAGCAACUCCGACGAUCGAUUUUUGAACUCAAUCAAACUUCAUCCGUUGUUCAUCGGGAUUUGAUCCUGCAAAUCCUCCUCGACCAUGGCUUUUACACCGUUUUUGACGGAAACAGACUCAGUGUGCCGAACUUCGAGACCAAGUUGGACAUCAAUAAUCUGAUCUUCGACCGAGCAUACUACAUCACUAAACUAAACAUAACUGACCAAACCAUCGAUGACUUUGUUCGGAGCAUCGAGCGAAUCACUGGCGAGGAGGCGUCUCUCCACAACUUCUCCGUCGCGGUCACGGAACUCUUUAAGUACCGCCUGCCGCGAGGAACUCGGGAACUAGCGCACACCUUGCUCACUCUAGCGGCAGACGAUAGCAAGUUCAGCGUACAGAGUGGUCGGGAAACGCUGGAAAGCGACCGGCAAGACGUCCUCGUGAAGCGAUCCACGGAAAUGGGAAUCGUCAUCGGGAUCCUGACUGGGUCGGUUACCGAUGAUGCGCUGAAACCUGUUUUCAACAGGUGUUUACAAGUGUUCCCAGAGUGUAAAUCGAGGGUUGCGAUCUUGUUGGGAUUAAAAUCGCGAGGGUCGCUUGGGGAUCUUGAAGUUUUGUACGCGUUUGACAAUCGCACUCGUAUAGACACUGGACAACAAUGAGUGAGAGCCGGCAGCCGGGAUCGUGAUUGGGAUAACAACGGAUCCAUUCGUCAUUCAUUGGGCUGACGAAUGGAGAUGUUGCAUGUGUGAGGAAUUUGCGAUUUGGCUGUUGAUUCUUGUGUAAAAGUUCGCGAGAAACACGAUGGU
Messenger RNA from Bemisia tabaci, 2349 nucleotides. The record is from RefSeq and is a predicted model, not a curated record. Lineage: Eukaryota; Metazoa; Arthropoda; Insecta; Hemiptera; Aleyrodidae.